Brassica oleracea var. oleracea is the source of this 498-nucleotide messenger RNA. RefSeq lists its product as uncharacterized. The coding region runs from base 1 to 498 and encodes 165 amino acids. The record is from RefSeq and is a predicted model, not a curated record. Lineage: Eukaryota; Viridiplantae; Streptophyta; Magnoliopsida; Brassicales; Brassicaceae. The transcript has a single exon.
AUGUCUCCUGCUACAAACUCGGUUCUAGUGAGACUCCCCAACGAGUUCAGCCAUCAGAAAGUAACGCAAAAAGGGUUUUGGUAUGUUGAUACUACCAUGUUUCAUGUCUCUCAAUGGGCGGCUCACGCUGAUGACUACUCCCCUUCCCUGAAGCGAGUUCAGUUGUGGGCGCACUUGAUCGGUGUUUCUUUUGACUUAAUUCACAGACAGGGCCUGAGUCACAUUGCUGGUCAAAUAGGCGAACCAAAAGAAACAGACGACUGGACACUAAACCUCACAAGUAUCAGCAUUGCACAUGUCAAGGUGGAGGUUGAUACUACAGUUCCUCUACCAAAAGUUGUUGAAGUAGGCAGACAAAACGGGUCGUUCGUCAAUGUGUCGGUUGAAUACCCGUGGGUUCCUCCAAUCUGCUCCCACAGCAAAGAAGUGGGCCAUAUUUCAAGGAACUGCCCUCUCCUUCCCAUUUUCCGAAAGUGGUCCCUCCUGCUCCUUCUGUAG